AAGGGCUUUCCCGCUGCAUCCUCCCACCCAGAGGCGGCGCCACGUGUCAGGUCGUGGAUGGGUCCUGAGAUCACUGGACAGCAUGUAAAGACCCUGCAGCUAACGUGGAUUGCUAAGAGGACCCCGAGCUGCUGGCUGCCAAGAUGCCUGUCUGUAAAGCGCCGUGUAGUAGCGCAGGGUGUCCACGGGGUGGCGCUGCGUUGCACCAGAGAAGACGACUUCAGUGUGACAGCUGUUGGUCAGUGUUCACACUGCAGCAUAUCUCGCUUUCACCUGCUCCGCUGAUUCCAUGAUCUGAUGCGCUCCUGUGGCGCGCGCCUGGAGAGCCGUGCGCGUGCCACGCGCUGCUGUGAAGGUGCCAUGAAAUGAAGAAAAGUCCGCUGCGGUGGGGAAGAGCGGUGUUUAUAAGAGCGCGUAUGGGAACAGAGGAGGAAUCGGAUUACGAGCGCACUCGACUACGAUGGCCAGAAACACAUCUCUUUAUUUUCGCAUUGUCGAGGGCAGGAACCUCCCGGCCAAAGACGUCUCUGGAACCAGUGAUCCAUACUGCAUUGUAAAAGUCGACAAUGAAGUUGUGGCCAGGACGGCCACAGUGUGGAAGAACCUCAAUCCUUUCUGGGGUGAAGAAUAUACGCUGCACCUGCCCAUGGGUUUCCAUUCCCUGUCCUUUCACGUCAUCGACGAAGACACCAUCGGCCACGACGACGUCAUUGGAAAGAUCACUCUGAGCAAAGAUGCCAUCCGAUCUCAAGCGAAAGGUGUGGACAGCUGGCUGAACCUGACGCGGAUCGACCCGGACGAAGAGGUCCAGGGGGAGAUCCACCUGAGUCUGGAGCUGCUGAAAGACACAGACAAGAUCAGUCUGCGGUGUCAGGUCAUCGAAGCCAGAGACUUGGCUCCGAGAGACAUCUCCGGGACCUCUGAUCCGUUUGCAAGAGUUAUUUUUAACAACCACAGUGCCGAGACUUUGAUCAUCAAGAAAACCCGUUUCCCUCACUGGGGAGAGACACUGGAGCUGGAGCUGGAUCCGGAGGAACUGAGUGAGGAAGGGAACGUCACUGUGGAGGUCUGGGACUGGGACAUGGUCGGCAAGAACGACUUUCUGGGCAAGGUGGAGAUACCCUCUGCCUGUCUGCACAAGACGCCUCUGUUGGAGGGCUGGUUCCGUUUGCUGCCCCUGGGAAACAACGACGUCGAUGCAGGCGGGAAACUGGGGGCGCUGCGUCUGAAGGUGCGUUUGGUGGAGGAUCGGAUUCUUCCGUCUGUUUACUACCAGCCUCUCAUUGACCUCCUGGUGGAGUCCGUCAUCUCCCCCGCAGAGGUGGAGGACAGCAGCGCUCUCACCAUGCUGGAGGACGUGACGACGGUCGAGAGCCGCCAAGACGUGGCGAUGACCCUGGUGAAGAUCUACCUGGGCCAAGGCCUGGUGGUGCCCUUCCUGGAUUACCUGAACACUCGCGAGGUCAACCACACCACUGAUCCCAACACUUUAUUCCGCUCUAACUCACUUGCCUCCAAAGCCAUGGAACAAUUCAUGAAGGCCGUCGGCAUGCUGUACCUGCACGAGGUGCUGAAGCCCAUCAUCAACCGCAUCUUCGACGAGAAGAAGUACAUCGAGCUGGACCCGUGUAAGAUCGACCUGAACCGCACGAGACGAAUUUCCUUCAAAGGCGCCGUGUCAGAGGCGGAGGUCCGGGACAGCAGCGUGGAAAUGCUCCAAAGCUACUUGACCAGCAUCAUCGAGUCCAUCGUGGGCUCAGUGGACCAGUGUCCUGCCGUCAUGAGGGUGGCCUUCAAACAGCUGCACAAGAGAGUGGAGGAGCAAUUUGCCGAACCUGAGAACGAGGACGUGAAAUAUCUGGCCAUCAGUGGAUUCUUCUUCCUGCGCUUCUUCGCUCCGGCGAUCCUCACGCCGAAGCUGUUCCAGCUGAGAGACCAGCACGCCGACACUCGCACCAGCAGAACACUGUUACUGCUCGCCAAGGCGCUGCAGAGUGUCGGGAACCUGGGCCUUCAGCUGGGUCACGGGAAGGAGCAGUGGAUGGCGCCUCUCCAUCCCAUCAUCCUCCGCAGCGUGGCGUCCGUCAAAGACUUCCUCGACAAGUUGAUCGACAUAGAUCACGACAUCGUGUCGGAGGUUCCUCAGAGAGCCGUGUUCAUACCCUCGGUGGCGGUGAAAGAGGGAUACCUGCACAAGCACAAGGCUGAGGGGCCGCAGCUGCUGUCGCGCUUCGCCUUCAAGAAGCGCUACUUCUGGCUGACGAGCGAGACGCUGUCCUAUGCCAAGACGCCUGAUUGGCAGGUGCGCUCCUCCAUCCCCAUCCAGUGUGUGUGUGCCGUGGAGAGGGUGGACGAAAAUGCCUUCCAGCAGCAGAACGUGAUGCAGGUCAUCACCCAGGACAACGACGGCCAGACCAACACCAUGUACAUGCAGUGCAAGAACGUGAACGAGCUGAACCAGUGGCUGUCGGCGAUCAGGAAGGUCAGCAUCUACAACGAGCACAUGCUGCCCUCGUUCCACCCCGGCGCUCACCGCAGUGGCAAGUGGACCUGUUGCCUGCAAGCGGACCGCGCUGUUACAGGCUGCAGUAGAACCCACUCAGCAGUGACUCUGGGUGACUGGAGCGACCCGCUGGACCCUGACGUCGAGACGCAGACCAUUUACAAGCAGCUUUUCCAGGGCAGAGAUAAACUGAGGAAAAAAUAUCUGGAGCUGCCAGACGCGGAUGAGACGCUGAGGGAUAAAGCUCAGCUCUCUGACAUUCACCCUGACGGUGCAGAAUGCGACGCCCAGCGCCCGAAGCCUGGUCCGAGCGUCACCGCGCGGCUGCUGGCCGUCGUCGACGACCUGGAGCGGGCUCACGACACCUUCCAGCGCAGAGAGAAGCAGGAAGCCGCCAGUGUCAUUCUGAAUCCGUAGACUCACGU
Messenger RNA from Solea solea (common sole), 2928 nucleotides. Its product is annotated as rasGAP-activating-like protein 1. The record is from RefSeq and is a predicted model, not a curated record. Gene Ontology annotation, molecular function: GTPase activator activity. NCBI's taxonomy places the organism in Eukaryota, Metazoa, Chordata, Actinopteri, Pleuronectiformes, Soleidae. Gene Ontology annotation, biological process: negative regulation of Ras protein signal transduction; regulation of GTPase activity; intracellular signal transduction. The transcript is spliced from 23 exons. Bases 461 to 2920 code for a protein of 819 amino acids.